AUGGAUGAAGACCGCGUCAAAAGAUAUUUACAAAUUUGGUGGGAAGGUAUUAAAAGUUUACCCCAAACUACAUCGAUACACGGUUUUCGAUAUAUUGGAGACUUUAAAAGACAUUGGAUUGAAAGAUUAUUUUGGUUGAUAUUCGUCAUUCUUUCUUGGUACGGAUCGAUGCUCUUAAUUGCUGCUCAGUACGACGCCUUUCAAAAUAAACCAAUAUCUUUUGUGGUUGAAACUACUUAUAAAGACUGGAAUACUCAGUUUCCGUCAAUUGCUGUAUGUGAAAACGAAAAUUCUGGAAGAAUCGAAAAUGUUUCUGAUAUCUUAUGGGGACAAGGUCAUGAAUAUGAAAUAGAAGAAAUUUUGAAAGAAAUAGCAUAUUUUAAAGGUGUUACAUAUUACGUAUCCGAUUUCUGUGGAACUGACAAUGCGUUAGAAGAAUGUUUCGAAUCCAAUCUAUAUUAUUAUGCUAAUUUGGUUCGUAGUGGAUGCCGUGAAAUAUUGUCGAAUUGUUCGUGGAAUGACGAAACAUUCGAUUGUUGCACACACUUUGUACCAAUGGAAACUGAAUUCGGAAAAUGCUACGUUAUAAAUUCUAUACAAGGAAGUAAAAGAAAGGCGCCGAACCUAGAAAUGAUUAGUAACAGAACCACAGGGCCAGGAAUGAUAAAAUUUGAUGUCAGUCUGCCAGUUAAGGUGUUUGUAUUGAAUGAGGAAGAAGUGCCAUCGCUGACCUCUCUUGGUUCAGACUUUAUAUCUGUCACAUUAGAGUUCAAUUACAGACGUCAAAUAACGAUUAAGAACAUCGAAAAUGAUGUAGAUGCACGAAAGAUUGUUCCCGAGAAAAGGAAAUGCAGAUAUAUCAACGAAAAUAUUCUAAAUGUAUAUCCCUACUAUUCAUAUACGGCGUGCACGGUACAGUGUAGAAAGAAUGCACAAAUGAGACUUUGCAACUGUACAAAUUUCUUCAUGCCUAACACUUCUGAAUCAGAAAAAUGUAACAUCACUGGAAUUUUAUGUUUGAAUGAAUAUGUUCAACAACUAUCAGUUCUCAAAGCACGUUGGUCUUCGCGGCCAGGGUUACAUUGCGAUUGUUUGCCGUCUUGUACUGAAGCUGAGAUAUCAAUAGUCAAGGAUUUUAAUACAGUUAAUAGUAGAAAUCGUUCUACAGUUCAAGUAGAACUGUCAUCUUUGCCUACUGAAAGAUACAGACGAAAUGUCGUAAGAGGCGUGCUUGAUUUAGUUGUGUCAACAGGUGGAACUGGCGGUUUAUUUCUUGGCGCAAGUAUUUUAAGUUUUGUAGAGUUGAUUUAUAUUUUACUUCUGAGACCAUUCUGCGACAUCUACAGUCAACGAAAUGAGGAUCAGUGGCAUAGAAAGUAUGGAAACCGACUCAUUGAAGAUAAUAAAUUUAAGUUAAAUUCUAACUUUGCUUUGAAUAACAUGAAAAAGCAAUUAAAAUAAAUAAAUGGUUGGAUUAUUUGUAAAAUAGGUGUUAGUUACUUUGUGCACAUAACUAUUGUUAUAGAUAACGUUGUUUAAUCAUAAUUUACUUGUUAUGUGUUAAGAGCUGUUAAUAUAUUAAAUAAAAUGUUUAAGUACAUAAAAAAA
Melitaea cinxia (Glanville fritillary) is the source of this 1608-nucleotide messenger RNA. Its product is annotated as sodium channel protein Nach-like. Gene Ontology annotation, cellular component: membrane. The record is from RefSeq and is a predicted model, not a curated record. Gene Ontology annotation, biological process: sodium ion transmembrane transport. NCBI's taxonomy places the organism in Eukaryota, Metazoa, Arthropoda, Insecta, Lepidoptera, Nymphalidae. Gene Ontology annotation, molecular function: ligand-gated sodium channel activity. Bases 1 to 1461 code for a protein of 486 amino acids. The transcript is spliced from 8 exons.